This is a messenger RNA of Gongylonema pulchrum, 237 nucleotides long. Lineage: Eukaryota; Metazoa; Nematoda; Chromadorea; Rhabditida; Gongylonematidae. The record is from the annotation of a GenBank genome assembly.
GAAAGAAAGCGGUCGCCAAGUGAAGAGGGAAAGAAGAUGCCAGCGCCACUGCCGCCAAACUCAUCAUCGCCGAAUGCGAAGCGCCGACGUAAUGAGCCCCUGAAGGCACUGAACGUACGUGCACGUCCUGGGACACCACAACAAUCGACUAGCUCGACACCUGUGACAGCACGACCACCGGCGCAACCGCGACAAUCUUUGCUGCCACCGAAAACUGUCCAGAAAGGUGAUAAAUGA